Molecule: messenger RNA, 1405 nt
Organism: Panicum virgatum (switchgrass)
Lineage: Eukaryota; Viridiplantae; Streptophyta; Magnoliopsida; Poales; Poaceae
Product: GDSL esterase/lipase At5g45920-like
Exons: 3
Coding region: 431-1162 (243 amino acids)
Source: RefSeq, a predicted model, not a curated record
GCCACGCCCUCGCCUGCGUCUGCGUGGCUGCUGGUAUUGAGUCGUGUCACCCUGUGGACACCGCGGGCACCUCGCGCGUGACGCCCCCCUUGCCGGAACACGCCAACACGCCGUGCCGCCGCCGACAUUGGUGGCGCCACCUGCUUGACGGCACGGGCGCGCGGGGGCGUGUCGCCCGCCCCGACGCACCGGGUGACGGGAGCGCGCUCCAUGAUUGGUCCUAGCCGCGCCAGAGCAGAGCAGAGCAGACGCUGCCGCCAUGCCGUCGCGACCCCGAACCGACCUCGCUCGCCGCCAGCAAUGGCGGGCAGCCCAACCCAAGCGCCGCGUCGCCCGCAGUGCAUGCGCGCGGCCGCUCCCCUCUAUAUAAAGCCACGCGGGCAGCCAUGGCGAUCCCGAUCACCAGCCCAGAUCAGACCGCGACCUUGCGAUGGUGAGGCCGUCGAUCGUGCUGUUCGGGGACUCCAUCACGGAGGAGGCGUUCGGGGAGGGCGGGUGGGGCGCGUCGCUGGCGAACCACUACUCCCGCUCCGGCGACGUCGUGCUCCGCGGCUACAGCGGCUACAACACGCGCUGGGCGGCGCGGGUGGCGGGUCGCGCCGUGGCCACCGUCGCCGGCGCCGUCGCCGCCGUCACCGUCUGCUUCGGCGCCAACGACGCCGCGCUGCCCGACCGCGCCAGCGCGGCGCAGCACGUCCCCGUCGCCGAGUACGCCGACAACCUCCGCGCCAUCUGCGCGAUGCUCCACCGGCGCUGGCCCGGGGUCGUCGUCAUCCUCGUCACGCCGCCGCCCGUCGACGAGGACGGCCGCCGCCGGUACCCGUACGCGCACGACUACUCCGGCCUGCCGGAGCGCACCAACGCGGCGGCGGGGGUGUACGCGCGGGCGUGCGUGGAGGUGGCGCGGCAGUGCGGGGUCAGGGCCAUCGACAUCUGGUCCAGGAUGCAAAAGUUCCCCGGCUGGGAGAAGUCCUUCCUCAGGGACGGGCUGCACCUGACGCCGCGCGGGAACCGGGUGCUGUUCGAGGAGGUGGUGUUCGCGCUCAAGGACGCCAACCUCAGCCUGGAGGCGCUGCCGGCCGACCUGCCGCUCUUCGGCGACAUGGACCCCGACAACCCGGCCAAGUCGUUCGAGGACGAAGACGAGUGGGCCGAGCGCUGACGAGGAGAUGGCAAACUCCAGUUUCGAGACUGGCAUUGAGCGCGUCAUCACAAUUAAUGUUGGGAACAGGGUUCUUUUCUGCAGCAUCAUGGCUUGUUCUCUUCCUCCCGAGCGCAAGCAGGGAUGUCUAGAGUCGUAAUCCAAUUCAUGCAACUGUACUUUGUUGUAAUAAGUUCAUUUUUCUCAGGUUCAUUCUUUUUUAACAUAAAAAAUGUCCAAUAAAUACCCACGGGUUUGUUCCUC